This is a messenger RNA of Nyctereutes procyonoides (raccoon dog), 2123 nucleotides long. It is a transcript of the gene BFSP1, whose product is annotated as beaded filament structural protein 1. NCBI's taxonomy places the organism in Eukaryota, Metazoa, Chordata, Mammalia, Carnivora, Canidae. Bases 166 to 1746 code for a protein of 526 amino acids. Gene Ontology annotation, biological process: lens fiber cell development. Gene Ontology annotation, cellular component: cytoplasm; intermediate filament. Gene Ontology annotation, molecular function: structural constituent of eye lens. The transcript has 8 exons. The record is from RefSeq and is a predicted model, not a curated record.
AGAUAGGGACGGCACCUGCCGGCGAGGACCGGGCGCCCUCCUCCCCCCGCCGGGGGGGGCGGAGUCGCGUUGCGCCCCGCCCACUGCGCUGCCGCUGCCCCAACGUGGAAGUAGCCACCUGGCAGGUAUGAAAAUGAAUGUGAAUGUCAACUGCUCCUAAAAGAAAUGCUGGAACGGCUUAACAAGGAAGCUGAUGAAGCCUUACUGCAUAACCUGCGCCUUCAGAUCGAAGCCCAGUUUCUACAGGAUGAUAUCAGUGCAGCAAAGGACAGGUACAAAAAGAAUCUCCUGGAAAUUCAGACGUAUGUCACCAUCCUGCAGCAGAUUGUCCAGACCACCCCUCAAGCAUCUGCCAUCACAAGUGGGAUGAGAGAGGAAAAGCUCCUUACAGAACGGGAAGCUGCUGCCCUGCAGAGUCAGCUGGAGGAGGGCCGGGAGGUGGUGUCCCUCCUGCAGGCACAGAGAACGGAGCUGCAGGCCCAGACAGCAGCCCUGGAGCAGAGUAUUAAAGAUGCCCACGAGUGUUAUGAUGACGAGAUUCAGCUCUAUAACGAACAGAUUGAAAACCUGCGGAAGGAGAUUGAGGAGGCCGAGAGGAGCCUAGAGAGGUCUUCCUAUGACUGCCGGCAGCUGGUGGUUGCCCAGCAAACGCUGAAGAAUGAGCUGGAGCGGUACCAUCGGAUCAUUGAGAAUGAAGGCAACAGGCUUAGCUCUGCCUUCAUUGAAACUCCUGUUACUCUGUUCACCCCAAGCCAUGGAACCUCUAUCAGCUCUCGGCUUGGUGGGAAAGAUCUCGCUAGGGCUGUGCAGGAUAUAACAACAGCAAAACCAAGACAAAAAGGUGUCCCCAAGAACAUUCCAAGGAAAAAAGAGAUUAUAGCUAAAGACAAAGCUGAUGAGAAUCUGGAAGACAUACCCCUGCAAGGUCCAGAAGACACAAAGCUGGUGCAGGUGGUACCUAAAGAAGAAGGUGAAUCUAAGCUUGACUCACGAGGUGAUGAAGCAAGUCCCCUAACCCCAGAAGGGGCUCCAGAGGACGUGCCAGAUGGAGGGCAGAUAAGCAAAGCCUUUGGGAAACUAUUUAAGAAGGUCAAGGAGAAAGUGAAAAGCCCCAAAGAACCCGAGCCCCCCGCUGACCUCUACACCAAAGGGCGGUACGUGCUGGUCUCUGGGGAUGCCAGUUAUGUGGAUCCUGGGUUCUGCUCAUCCUCCAUCCCAGCCAAAGGGGGAGUGAUUAUUUCCAUUGAGGAGGACUCUCUGCAUCGUGACAGCCCUGCCGAGCCCUCUCCUGAGCAGCCCGGGCCGCCACUGGAGAAUGGACAGGAAGAUCUUCAGGGGAAAGAAGGUAGACACCCAUCCAACCAGCAUACUGCUGACAAGGAGAAUGAGAUUAAUGCUGAAGGGUUAAAAGGGCCCGGGGAGAAACAGGAUGACCAGAAGGAGGAUGAGGAGUCCAGGGGGCCCUGUCCCGUGGUCACCCCUGGUCCGGAGGGACCGUCUACACCGCAAUCUCAAAGAUCUGGGGUCAGUCCAAGUGGAUCUGAGGGGCACGGGGUUAGGAGCAGCAGCCCACAGGAGAGAAGUCCCCCCAGGACUUUGGCCUAUGAGAAGGUGGAAGUGAUGGAGUCCAUUGAGAAGUUUUCAACUGAGAGCAUUAAGACAUAUGAAGAAACAGCUGUCAUUGUAGAGACCAUGAUUGGGAAGACAAAGGCAAACAAGAAGAAAUCGGGAGAAAAGAGCUCUUAAAAUGUCCGGGCUCAAUGGGCUACAAUUUCUUUGGGGCCCCUGCAGGAGAAGUGCUUUGAUAUUUUAGAACAAAUGAUAAAAAAGAGUGAGGUGAGGGUUCCUUGUUUGGAUUAGACCAUAGCUGGCUCGUCUGACAUUGCCAAUGAAGCCUUCAUUAAAAAGUUUUCUUUGCUCGCACACCCUUUGUCUAAUUAACAGGGGCCUUGGGAGUGUAGAUGGGUCAGCCACGCUCAGGACAGGGAUGCCAUGUUCAAGGGCCAUCAAGCCCUGCUCCUUUAAGGAAAGAGACAAGCUUUUCAUCAUGGGUCAUCGAGAGACUAGGUAGAGAGUCAGGGAGUGGGUGGACUUCACCCAGAAGUGUGCUAGUCGAUGCAUCA